AUGACCGCUCAGACCUACACCACGAUGCCUGGUCUCCUGCCAGCACCUGGCUAUCAGCAACGCAGCGCCCCCAACGACCAAGCCCAGCCUCGCCUGGCUUAUUUCAUCACUCGACCCAAUGGCUUCGCCAUCCCUCUCAUUCCCGCCGAUGAGCUGCCAUUUACGAUCAAGCUGCAAAAUGUGCCUCGCAUUCUCGACCCUCAAGACACGUACGGCAUGCAGUACGUAGGCACAACUCCUUACGCUGGCACCACGUUCAAGCUUGAUGGUCUUGGAUCUACCGAUUUUCAGCGUAGCGGUAGCCCGCCAACGAGUGUGCCGUUUCACGCUCGUGGCCACAGUGCCACUGGUGUCAAGCAGUAUCUCGCACCAGAUGCGCUGGCUCGACAGGUCUUCGCCACCACUCCUCACGCUGCUGUCAGCGGUAUCGACAGCAACACCAGCCGGCCGCCAUCUGCUCACGAGACUGCAAAGUCGUGGCGUCGCAACGAUCCGACCGAAUCCACUGACCCAACCCAAAGCGUUAUCGAUGCAAUUCUGCGCUCCAAGGCUGGGGCAGAGACUGCUGAGCGAGUGGGCUAUCGCAGCAGAGACACUACUCCACCGCCAUCUGGGAUCGUGCCUGACCAGGACAAGAAGGUCUUCUGUACGCACUGGAUCAUGACUGGCGAUUGCAAAUUCGUUCAACAGGGCUGUCGGUACAAGCAUGAGAUGCCGUCCGAGGCGAAGCUGAAAGAGUUGGGAAUUCGUCAUACGCCGAGAUGGUGGUUGGAGCAUAACGCAGCUAUCAGGCUUGGAGGAGCGAGAAAUGUGGCCGGUCCGUCGUUGAAGCCAUUGGAGAUGCUGCGCAAAGGCGAUGAUGCCGAUUCUGAGAGCUCGUCUGAUGGACCCGAUGAGAGUGACAGUGAGGUGGAGGUGGUGCUUUCCCUUGCCGACAAGAAGGCUCUGCUGAACUCGAAAGGCGUGACCAACAACGACGUUGUGAGAAAGCCAAUCAUUAAGGCUCCGGUAGAGCUCAAGUCACCUGUUGUUCCGCCUACUCGUCCAUCGUCACCAGUCACAGUCACAGAGAAGCCAAAGGAUGCUCGCAAGCCAUCAACCACAAGCGACCUCAUCGACUUCGCUCCGCUUCUGCCAUCAACUGCAACUACGACCGCUCCACCAACGGCAACCACGUCUCGCCCCAAGCGCGACUACAACCUCCGAGGUGGUCCAACUACUACAUGUACUCCAACCACCACGUCCCUCAGCAUCACCAAUCCCCCGCAAACUCCCCCGACCACAGCAAAGAAAACCACCAAAGUCUUCGUCCCCGCGGGAGAAUCCCCAGACCACCACAUCGCAGACAUGAAAAAGCGUGAGCGCUCGACUCGCAUAAAGCAACAACCAUCCCGCACCCCAUCUCCCACCCACCCACGACCCAUCAUCCCAAACACAACCAAGACUCUCAUCACGAAAUCGGGUCCAGUCGGCCUUCAAGCCUCGAAACAUGCCCCUCCGCCCCCUCCUGGCUCCAUCUCCUCCGAUAGCAACAAGUCCUCCCCUUCUCCCGCGAAGCGCAACAAAGCAGGUUCGCGCAUUCGUCGUCCUGCUACUUCUUCUGCUACUGCUACAAGUCCUGCUUCGCCUUCUCCUACAGUCGCCGCUGCCGUGAACGCGGGAGCUGGAGCGGAGAAGAAAGACAAAUAG
Messenger RNA from Cercospora beticola, 1689 nucleotides. RefSeq lists its product as uncharacterized. The record is from RefSeq and is a predicted model, not a curated record. Lineage: Eukaryota; Fungi; Ascomycota; Dothideomycetes; Mycosphaerellales; Mycosphaerellaceae. Gene Ontology annotation, molecular function: metal ion binding.